AUGAUACACACUCUCCCCACCCAUGCAUCCGUCCGUGAUCCCACAGAAUUUUUCUGCACUCCCCCAGGGGUGACGCGAAGAGUGGCAAACGCAACACCUCUCACCCCACGGUCCCCGAACGCAGCGGCGUCAUCUUGUGGACCGAAGCCCCUCAAGUCGAAGGGGGAAAAGAGGAAGACGCCCCCCGCGUCGAAGGGGAAGAAGCCCAAGAAAGCUCGCCACGAAUACAAGCCAGUGCCCUCUCAAUACGAAGUGAUGACGACUGCGCGCCUCUUUAGUGAUGGCCACAUCGCCACGGGUAACUUCUCCUACAACCAUCCUCAAUUCGCGAAGGAGGCCGAUGCGUUCAACGGUGUAACGAUCGGAGGAAAGCGGGUAUGGCAGCGACAACCGAGCGGGCCCUCAACUCUCCACAACAACGUCACUAUCAUCGACCACUUCUCCUCGCUGGCCCCGUUUUUGGGUCCGCUGGAGAAGCUGUGUAAGCUGAGAGACUCCACCGACCGCUUGUUCCUAAAGCAACGGGCCCAGCAGUACAUCACUUCCGGCCGCCGACACCGCGACGGCAGAAACGGUCUCUGGCGGAUGUGCGUCACGGUUCACAACCCGGGCGCGCCGCCAGGCUUCAAGCGCCUGGAGGUUGGCGUGGCCGACGCCAGGGUUGCGAAGGGUGGCGAUGCCAUCAACCCGUGGCAGCUCAAAGCCGAUAAUCUCCUUCGGGAACAUGGAGCGCCCGCCACGUUCGUGCUCGACUUCGACCCCAUCGACCCCAACACGUUCAUCGACGACGUCGCACGGAUCGCAGAGGGUACUGCGGACAAGGUCAAGGCCGGCGUAGGCGUGUCGGCAUACGUGUGCCCUCGGACAGAAGAGCAGAUCGGCAAGUCCUGUGCUUCGGAGAAAAUGAGAGCCUACAACAAGCAACGGGAAGUGGACGACCCGGACGGCUAUAAGGCAGGCUAG
Molecule: messenger RNA, 963 nt
Organism: Ectocarpus sp. CCAP 1310/34
Lineage: Eukaryota; Phaeophyceae; Ectocarpales; Ectocarpaceae
Source: the annotation of a GenBank genome assembly